Molecule: messenger RNA, 1134 nt
Organism: Paraphaeosphaeria sporulosa
Lineage: Eukaryota; Fungi; Ascomycota; Dothideomycetes; Pleosporales; Didymosphaeriaceae
Product: Zn-dependent exopeptidase
Exons: 4
Coding region: 1-1134 (377 amino acids)
Biological process (GO): proteolysis
Molecular function (GO): metalloexopeptidase activity
Source: RefSeq, a predicted model, not a curated record
AUGAAGCUCUUCAUCGUAGCUACGGCCCUCGCCGCAUGCAGCGCAAGUGCUCUCAGUAUUCCAGCACGCGAUGCGCCACCGUCUCUGCGCACGAUUGAGCUAUCUCCUGGUAACAUCAAACAAGUGACUGAAGAGCAGAAAUUCGAGCUACUCGCGCAAGGCACCAAUCUCAUCGACAUCACGGAAGACCUCGACGCACCCUCGAUAAAAAAAAACGUCGCAGCUGUCACCUUCCCUGCCACUGUCACCCAGCAGUCCGCCAUCACCCCGCUCCUCCCGCUCCUCUCUACCGCCUCCAUGCGCGCUACCCUUACGCCCUUUACGCAGUUCCAAAACCGCUACUUUAACUCCACCUACGGUGCACAGUCCUCUGCCUGGCUCCUUAAAACCGUGAAAGACGUCGUAUCGGCUUCUGGUGCAGUCAACGUGACGGUAGAAGCGUUUGGGCAUUCUUUCUUGCAGAGCAGCGUCAUCGCGAGAAUCCCAGGGCGCAGCGCAAAGACGGUGGUGCUGGGCGCGCACCAGGAUAGCAUCAAUUCGCGGAAUGCGGAUCGCGUUAAUAACCGGGCUCCGGGGGCGGAUGAUGAUGGGAGUGGGACGGUGACGAUUUUGGAGGCGUUGAGGGUAUUGUUGACGGACGAGAAUGUUAGGACGGGAAGCGCGCCUAACACGCUAGAAUUUCAUUGGUAUGCAGCGGAAGAAGGAGGACUUCUUGGGUCCGUCGAUAUAUGGAAGAAGUACAAGGCUGAGGGGAAAGAUGUGAAGGCCAUGCUGCAGCAGGAUAUGACUGGGUAUUCGAAAGGCACCACGGACCAAGGAAAGCCAGAAGUGGUGGGCGUCAUCACAGAUUAUGUGGAUGCGGGCCUUACGGAUUUCAUUACUAAGGUCAUCGAUGCGUAUUGCGACAUCGGUUACGUCCGCACCGAGUGCGGCUAUGGCUGCUCCGAUCAUGCGUCUGCGUAUCGCAACGGGUACCCGAGUGCGUUUGUCUUCGAGAGCGCCUUCGAGAACGAUAGCCCGUAUAUCCAUUCCAGCCAAGAUACGUUGGAGACGGUGAACUUCGAGCACAUGCUGCAGCAUGCGAAGCUGACAUUGGGUUUCGCGUAUGAGCUGGCUUUUGCGGCGGGUCUGUGA